Messenger RNA from Austrofundulus limnaeus, 8813 nucleotides. It is a transcript of the gene znf292b, whose product is annotated as zinc finger protein 292b. The coding region runs from base 26 to 8299 and encodes 2757 amino acids. NCBI's taxonomy places the organism in Eukaryota, Metazoa, Chordata, Actinopteri, Cyprinodontiformes, Rivulidae. Gene Ontology annotation, cellular component: nucleus. The transcript has 8 exons. Gene Ontology annotation, biological process: regulation of transcription by RNA polymerase II. The record is from RefSeq and is a predicted model, not a curated record. Gene Ontology annotation, molecular function: DNA binding; DNA-binding transcription factor activity, RNA polymerase II-specific.
GUACGCGCCGGAGCAGGGUGAGGAGAUGGCGGAUGAGGAGGCCGAGCAGGAUCCUGGUCCUGUGGAUAGUGUUCGUGAAACGACUGAAGAACUCCGAAAACGACUGGAAGAGUUACACGGUGUGCUGAGAGACGGUACCGGUUCUGCGGUCCUGUCCUCCUCGGAGUACUGUCAGCAGUUCUGCACGAUCCUGUUGGAAUUUGCAGGCCGUUGGAGGAUAGAGGAAGAACCUUUACCUGUGGUUCAGGUGUACAUCGUUGCUCUGUUGAGUUACGCUGAGGCUGCUCCAUUCCUCUCCCUUCAGUGUGAAAACGUUUCUCUUGUAGUUGAGAGACUAUCUCUGAGCUUCCUAGAGCUUCUGCUCUCACUGGCGGAUGUUCCAGAUGAUUUAUGGAAACAAGUUAAGUCUUCUGUGCAGUUUGCACACGAGAAACUUCAGGAGAAUGGACUCUUGCAGCUCGCUCUGCUGUCUACUCUGGCUCAGAGUGACGGUGUUUGGACCAACAGAAUCCUGCAGGGAGUUCUGCUCAACCAGGACCUACAGUCAGAACAAGUGGAAGAGUUCCUGCUGCAGGAGGGUCCUGUCCUGUUGCAGAUGAGAGUGAAGCAGUUGAUGAAGGAAAAACAAAUGGAGAAGGCUGCUUUUCUCUCAAAGGCCUGCUCUGAGUCAUCUGGCCUCCAAGGGAAGGAAGCUUUCAGGCAGAUGUACCUGGUGUGUCUUUGUGCUACUUCAGAACAGGAUCAGCUCAUGGAGAAGCUUUCCAAGGAGGACUGUCGUGAUGCUCUGGAAAUGAUCUGUAACCUGGACUCAGAUGGAGAUGACCAAGCAGCAUUCAGUUUAUGUUCUGCCUUCUUGACCCGUCAGCUUCUUCAUGGAGACACUUACUGUGCUUGGGAACUGACUCUGUUUUGGAGCAAGUUGUUGAAGCGAUUGGAGCCAUCGGACCAGGCCUUCCUCGACAGAUGUCGUCAGAUGUCCCUUGUAUCCAAAUCAGUCUACCACAUCUUGUUCCUGAUCAAGGUUGUCCAGUCAGAGAUUACCCAUGUUGGCCUCUCAUUGUGCAUCGAAAUGUGCAUCAGGGCUCUAAGAAUCAAAUCAGAAGAUGACAAGGCAAAAGGCUCUGUGUAUAAAACCAUUUCCUGUUUGCUUCCAUCUGACUUGGAGGUAAAGCGAGCCUGUCAGUUGACAGAGUUUCUUCUGGAACCCACGGUAGAUGCAUUCUAUGCUGUGGAGAGUCUUUACAAUGAACCUGAUCAAAAACUAGAGGAGGAGAAUAUGCCGAUUCCAAACUCUCUACGGUGUGAGCUUUUACUGGUAUUAAAAACGCAGUGGCCCUUUGACCCAGAGUUUUGGGACUGGAAAACACUGAAACGUCAUUGCCUGGCUUUAAUGGGUGAAGAAGCUUCAAUAGUUUCAUCCAUUGACUUGCUAAAUGAGCCUGAGGAAGAGGAAGACUACAUGAGUUCUAAGGAUUUUAUGCCAGACCACAUGUUCAGUGGCACAAAUGACCUGGAAAUUACUGCAAAAGAUAAAGUGAAAAAUCGAGAAAUGAAGAAACUAAAGAACAAAAAUUUUACAUCAACUCAGUUCAGGAACUGGCAGGUCUACAUGCAGUACUGUGUGCUCUGUGACAAAGAGUUUCUGGGUCACAGGAUUGUCCGACAUGCUCAGAUUCAUCUAAGCAAUGGGAUAUACAGCUGUCCAAUAUGCGCUCAAACCUUUACCUCAAAAGACACUUUGAUUCCUCAUGUAACGUUACAUGUUAAACAGUCUUGCAAGGAAAGACUGACUGCAAUGAAAACAAACAAGUCACUGGCUUGUCCUGAAACAUCUGCCUCUCGCGUUGCAGCAUUAAAGAUCAGCUCCUACAAUAAACCUCACAAAAAAAGUUUGUUACAGCAGAAUGGAGCUGCAGCACCACGUGUUMGUUCAAAAGAAGUCAGCUGUCGUGCAGAGAUUAAUGAAGACAACUUGUGCCCAGUUGGACAAUGCAGAAAAAACUUCAAGUUUUUAAAAAAUCUUAUUGCGCAUGUUAAAGAUCAUGGCGAUGACGAGGAGGCAAAGACUUUCCUUGAAAUGCUGAGCAAGAAGGUUGUGUGUCAGUACUGUCGUCGUCAUUUUAUUAGUGUCACUCAUCUUAACGAUCAUCUACAGGUUCACUGUGGUGUAAAGCCUUACAUAUGUGUACAGCUGAAGUGCAAGGCUAGUUUCCUGUCUUACACUGAACUCCUCGUUCAUAAGAGAAAACACACAUCUUUCAAGGCCCGUUGCAUGUUUCCAAACUGUGGUAAAAUUUUUGAUGCUGCUUUUAGACUGUAUGACCAUGAGGCUCAUCAUUAUAAAACUUUUACCUGUAAAGUUACAGAUUGCGAUAAGGUGUUUCAUUCACAACAGCAGCUGGAUUUACAUCGUGAGAAACAUGAUGAGCAUCAAGAAAAAAGUUCAUCUCCUAAUCCAUCUUUGACAGCGUCAAAUUUGGACCCCCCACCCACUAAACAAAUGGCUUCCGACAUCUCUGCCCAGAAACAAGGGGAUUUCCAACAAAAUACUGCUGCUCGUAAAACAGAUCAUGGAGUACCAUCAAAUUCUUUUGAGGAUUUACUGGAAGCUCAAAUGGAAUCUGCAGAAACAUUAAAACCACCUAAGAACACAGUUUCUCCAAACAGUCAAAUGUACAACUCUAAUAACUCUGUCAUUCAGUCUGUGCAUUCCCAUUUGGCAGCUCUUAACAAACACAAAGAGGAUUUUGAUCCCUUGGGUUGUAUGGCACCACCCCAGAAAGAUCCUUCAGUACGUCUGUUUAAAGACAAAAAUAUCCCACAAAAACAUCCACAAACAUUCAAUGUAAAUGAUGCAGUGAUUAGUUACAGCUCUGACUCUAACCUACCCUUAAAAAUUUCACGAAAGGCAGUGUCUUGUAGGAACGUCUUAGCAGUAUCACUGUCUCGAAUUCCUACAGAUCCCUCAAUGUCGCAACCAAAGUCUCAAAUUCCUGCAAAUGCAACAUCACGAGCAAUGUCUCGAGUUCCUACAGACCCUUCAUUGUCACAGUCAGUGUCUCGAGUUCCUACAGAUCCAUCAUUGUCACAGUCAAUGUCUCAAGUUCCUACAGAGCCAUCAGUGUUGCAACAUAUUUCUCGACCUUCUAAAGAUCCAUCAUUAUGUCAUCCACUGUCUCAAACCCCUACAGAUCCAACAAUGUCGCAAUUAAUAUCUCGAUAUCCCAGAGAUCCAACAAUGUCACAACCAAUGUCUCGAUAUCCCAGAGAUCCAACAAUGUCACAACCAGUGUCUCGAUAUCCCAGAGAUCCAACAAUGUCACAAUCAAUGUCUCAAUAUCCUAUAGAUCCAACAAUGUCACAGCUUACGUCUCAACUUUCUACAGACUCGGCAGUGUCACAACUGAAAUAUCAGUUUCCUACAGAUGCGACAAUGUCACAACUGUUGACUCAAAAUUGCACAGAACCAACAAUGUCAAGAUCAUUGUCCCAAAUUCCUACAAACCCAACAAUGUCACCACCAUUGUCUCAAACUUCUACAGAUCCAGCARUAUCACAACCAACAUCUCGAUAUUUUACAGAUCGAACUGUGUCGCAACAGAUAAAUCAAAGUUCUAUGGAUCCAAUGGCACAACCAUUGUCUCGAACAUUUACAGGUCCAACAAUGUCACAACCUUUAUCUUUAACUCCUGCAGAUCCAACAAUGCCACAAUCACUGUCUCAAACUUCUACAGAUCCAACAAUGUCACAACCACUUCCACCGACUGCGAGUCCUCAGCAACUACCUGCAAGCAAACUUGAGAACUCAUUAAAGUCAUCAGACAUCAUGGGUCCCUCUUUAACUCAGAAGCAGAGAUUUCACUGUGCAUUUGGGACAUGUGCAAGACAAUACAGCUCCUACAGAAGUGUUACCAAGCACAUGAAAGCAGUUCACCCAGACUUCUACGAGCAAUGGAGAGUUGCUCCGACUGAGAUCAUUAUAAGCUAUGUUUCAGCUCGGGUUGCACCAUCUAAGCCUAAAAACAAGCAAGCCAGCAUGGUUCCAGCUCAUAGAGGUAAGAGGCAGAAUUUUUUCCAGUCACAACCUUAUUCUAACAGCAGCUCAAACCAUCCUUCAGUUGCCCCACAGUCUCCUCAUUCACUUCCACACAACUUGAACGGUUCUCUGCUCUUGGCUAAUGUUUUGAAUCCUAUUGUUCUUUCCCAAUUAGGGACAGACAUAAAUCCAGUACCACAAUCUCAGGAUUCAGGCAGUAAAAUGUGUCACUCUACUGGACAUGAACCAGCUCAGAACUGUGGCUCUUCCCCAGUGUUUCCAUCUAAUCAGCAAGGGAUGCCACUGGCCAAUUCUUCUGGUUCUAUUGCCCCACACGCUGUCCCAUUGUGCUCCAUGAUGAGAUCAACUGUAAAUUUACCAGAGUCCUCACUGUCACAACCUAACCUUCGACCACAGUCUGUUAGUCCAUCAUGCAUUAAAAGUGCACACAAAGUGUCCCAACAUGUCCAAUCCCCUCCCAAAUGCACAUCACUAAUGCAAAGCAGUUUAGUCUCUGUUUCCAGGACAUCAGCAAAAAUAAAGCCUGAGCAGCUCAGUUUCUCUGUGGAGGAAAACCAAAAGAACCAAACUCAAUAUGGUACAGACAUCUCUGGAUAUGGUCCAGAGAAUCCAGCCAGAAAACCCACAAGAACAAAAUGUCCAGCAAUUGUUACAAAUGGUAAAUUUGUUUGCCGACGAUGUUUCAGGGAGUUUGAUAGUCAUAGAUCUCUUGGGGGCCAUUUAUCCAAGAAAACUAGUUGUAAACCAUAUCAAGAGUUGGAGUUAAAUACGAACCUGCCACCGUCGUUUCUAGAUUUUCUCAAUUCAGAGCCAGCUGGUACCAUCUCUCAGCCACAAACAUCUGACAGUGAUGCUUCUGUGUAUCACAAACUUAAUGAGACAGUGACAAGUGGUUCACCGGCAACAAAAGAUUACUCCACAACUAAAUAUUCACAAAAUAAUCUGUCAGCAUAUGAAAAUGGUGAGUCAAAUGAUGAUAUUCUCAAGCAAAUAAUGUCUGAAUCCAAUAUGUCUGAUCUUUUUGUGCCAGGUCCUGCUCCUCAGCCGUUGUUCCAAAACAUUUGUGCUCCCUUGGCAGUUAGUGAGCAUUUACAAGGUACCUCAGUCAUACAACAUACAGAAAAUGUCCAGGUGAAGCCAAAAGGUAACGCAUAUACCUCAGGCCACUGUCCUCGAACUGGUAUUAAUAGAUUUGCUAGAAGUGAAUUCUCUGACCUGGUUCUUUCACACUCCCUCACUGACAAUCCUUCCACUACUGACACAGGUGGUGCAUGCACAAACAGAACACCUGGGGGAAUCAUUCAAAGCGAAGAAUACCACUUUAAGGCAUCUACUGCAACACCAGAUGCAGGUACAAACUCAGUAAUGUUACCUGAUGGUCAGCUAAGUCAAGCAGCAACAGGCUGCAAGCAGAAUCAAAUGAUUCCCAAGGAGAAAGAUAUCAAAAAGAGGCUGCGUGAGCAGAUUUUAGCUGGUGACUUUCAACGAAGAAACGUUUGUCCUUUUGGUAAUGCUGACAUAAAAUUCAGUCCAAGAGCCACGGGACCUGAAACAAGUCCUUCCAAAGACUGUGACUUGCAGCAGUUUCUUCAUGAUGUUGAUGUUGAUUCUGUGAUUAAAGGGAAUUCUGUGGUUCCCCCCGGAUCCUCUGAUGAGCUUAAACAACUACUCAACACGCAGAGCUUUACUUGCUUUAGAGAGAGACACAUGGUUCAUCAGGAGUUACCCAGCCCUGCAAUUAUUCCACCAAGUGAUUUUGAUCCUACUGAAAAUGAUCCAGAUCCCAACAGCCAACAGCAGUGUCUGACAGAGAUCCAGUUGGCAUUUGAAAGGCUUAAUUUAGUCAGAGAAAAGUUUCACCACUCGUCAGCUUUUUUAAAAGAAAACAACACUUGUAAAGUCAAUCAGACUUCAUCUUCCAAAGUGAAGUCCCAAGUUUUAGAUCCACCAGUUUCUGUCAAACCAUUUGCCUGUGAGAUUUGCCCCUUCAGUUCUGUGUCCUGUGAAUCACUGUGGAAACAUUUCUCCAAAGAACACAACUACACACACGACAUGGUUAAUGAUGUCAAAAGAAAGUUAGGACUAUAUGCUCCUUUCAAGUGUCAAAAGUGCGUAAAGGCUUUCACUCGGAACUCAAACCUUCGUCAUCACUAUCUGUCUGUCCACAAAUUAUCAUGUGAGGAAAUAGCAAAAUAUGAUAUGCAGCGCAGGAAAGCUCAAACAGCUGCAACUUCUUUUCCAAAGCAGCGGGUCGGUAAAAAUUCUCAAGCCUCUCAUUCAUCCAGAAAAAACAGGGCACCUCUGUAUCCUCCCCCUACUGAUAAAGGCAUGAAUAAUCCUAAAUCUCUAUGUGACAGCCACUGCUCAGUCAUUCGUCUCAUGCACAACCCGGGACUGAUCCCAUCGGGUCAGGGACAGUCUACCACAAUGGGAUCCCCGUCAGUACAAGCAGGGAUGUCCACAGAUCAUUGGCUGCAACAGCAAAGGAACUUCUCUCAGGUGCACAAUCAACAGUUUCCCUCAAUUCAGAGUUUUUCUGCCACACCUCAGAAUACAGUCCCAAUACCUCCAAAAAAAGAGUCUUUGAGUAGGCAAGUUCAACCAAAGACAGACAUCACCAAGAAGACUAAAGUAAAGAAAUCAAAAUCAGAAUCCAGCGUCAGUCAGUACAGACCAUAUCGCUGUGUCCAUCAGGGCUGCAUGGCAGCCUUCACCAUCCAACACAACCUGAUCCUCCACUACAGGGCUGUGCACCAGUCUGCUCUGUCAGCACUGGAGGUGAACAAAGAGCAGGAGCAGGCUGAAGAUUCAGAGGAAACAGUGGAAUGUGAUGAAGAAGAGCGGGAGGAAGACUUCCCUCAGCUUACUGAGUUCAGAUGUCAGGCCAAAGACUGCUGCUGUGUUUUCCAGGAAGCUCCCAACCUCUUCCUGCAUUAUCUUCUGUUACACGAGUUCUCUCUGGAUAAAGUAGAAAGUCUCCUAUCUUCCAUCAGAUAUGGCAGGUUUUCUUGUGGUCACCAAGGAUGUACUGAGUCUUUCACAGCAUUCAGGAAAUAUGUAAAACACAUCAAAGAAGAGCAUAAAGAUCUGAACUUGGCUAAAUCUGAAUUAUUCAAAUGUGAGGUUGACGGUUGUACUCGAGCUUAUACCACCAAGUCAAACCUGCUGAGACAUAGCCUGUCAAAGCACUCUGAGWUGCACCCAGAGAAUCUAAAAGUCCAAGUGGUAAAAUACAAAGACACAAAGCAUAACUCCAAAUCUUUGCAUUACCAAAUUACUAAGACAAGCGAUGGAAAAGAAAACAUUGAGAACAACAAAAAGGUUCCUCUGAGAGUAAAUCACAGAAAGAGGGUGAACAAGUCAAGGAGCAAACAUUGGCUUAAAUAUGGAAAACCUUCUCUGAAAUCUAAAGUGGAUGCAAUCGCUUUAUGCACAAAGAAGUUUCCUCUGCAAUACCCGUGUAUGAUCAAAAGUUGUACGUCAGUCAUGAAAUCUGAGCGGGACAUACUGAAGCAUUACAUCGGACAUGGACUAUCAGAGAAAUACCUAGAGCAGCACCGGAGUCACUUCAUCUUCUGUAAAAAGUUCCCCCGGCUAAAAUGUCGUUCCAUCAGGAGUGACGACUCCAAAUCGGACAACGCUUCUGAUCUGUCGGACAACGAAACGGCAUCAGACCCAGUUCUGGAGGGAGGAGAUCGUGAUGGUUCCAAACCAGUCCUGCGCAGACGGAUCCCAGUAGGGAUGCCUAUAGUCCUGUUAGACUCCAAGUUACCCACCGAUCAUCACCCCCAUAGCUCUCUGACGUUAAAACGCAAACGAGGACGCCCGAGAAAACUCAUCGACAAAAUAGUUAAACGUAAAAAACUUCUACAUCCAAGAAAAGUCCACGCGGUUCACUGUAAAGAGGAACCCAAGCCCCCUGAGCCCUCUGUUGUCCCUGAGAGGACGGAUGAGAGCGCCCCACUGGCAUCGUUCAAACCCAUGGGCUUUGAAAUGUCUUUCUUAAAAUUCCUCGAGCAGUCUAACAAACCUGAACUCGGCUUGGUGCCAUCAGUUACCAGAACAGAAAAAGGAAAAGCUCAAUCCAAGCUGAAGGCCCAGAACACGUGUGUCAGGUUCAACAACCGUCAGAAUCUAAAAUUCCUGGGAAAGGUUAAGAUCCAUCUGGGCACAGCCUCAGCCCACAUGUUGAAGCAGCUGCAGGACAUGCGCCCUACAGUGGUGUUAGAAAAAUAUUAUUAGAUCCCAGACUGUCUUGGUGGGGGCGGGGCUUAUUUUUGAUUUGAUGAGGACUUUAAUGAGUAAAAUCUGCCGUUGACUGCCACCUGWCAUAAAAUGUUUAGAUCACACUUGUGUAUAAAAUGUUUCUCAGUUCCACUGUAAUAUCUGUAAAUGCCUUUCAUUUUUAUAUAGUACAAUGUAAAGCAUGUUUAAAUAAGCUUUGUUUUUUUUUUGUUUUUUUGUUUUGUUGUUUUUUUCCCAACGUAAUGAACUGAUAGUCAUGAUGAUCCCUGCAGGACACAACGGGGCUGAAUUGAUGUGUAGUUUGUGAAAAUGUUAAUUGUCUGUUUAAAAUCAGCCACCAGCAAUUUUAUUAUUUAACAGUUUUAGUUUUCUUUAGUCAGUUUUUUUUAUAUAUAUAACACUGUCAUUCAGGCAAUUUUUUUAGAUGGUUCAAAGUUUGGAGCUGUUGCAUGUGAAAAGAACAAAUGAUUUUGUUAAAUUUUUUUGAAUUAAACUCUACAAAUGAAAAGUA